AUGAUGUUCUGGCUAUUUCUUUUGGCACAACAUGUGGCAGUAUUAUCAGGCCAACAAUCUGGUUUUCUUCCCCUUCAUUCAGCUACAGCUUAUCCUGUUCCUAAUAUCACAUUUACAACUGCUACUGGUAGAUCACUCGGAGAGAGUUUAACAUUUAACUGUACAGUUGAUGUGCUAGAUGGACUAUACAAUAUUAAUGUGAAUAUCAGUAUAAAGAAGAAUGAAAGACUCGUGGCCAGUGCUACUGGAACUGGUGAUACUACAGCAAUGAUUACAAUUGAUUCAUUAAGGGUGUCUGAUGCUGGAGACUAUCAAUGCAUUGUUAAUAUCACUCAACCUGAUAUAGACUAUGAGUUUAAUGGUAUUGAGUCUACCAAAGUGAUACUAACAUUACCAACUCCUUCAGUUGUUGUUGAGUAUAAUGCUACUAGACAUUUAGUAGAUGGAAAACUAGCAGAAGGACAGUUUCUUGAUAUUAUAUGUAUAGCUGACAUCAGUCAGUAUAUUGAUACUAGUGUUAGUAUUACUAUGAGUUGGAGGAGAGAUAACACUGUACUGACCAAUGGAAGUGAUUUUACUAUCAGUCCUCCUGUUAUGACUAAUAAUCAGUACAUUGGUGUGUUACAUAUUAAUAGUUUAAGAGAUGAGCGUGAUAAUGGUGCUAGUUACAAUUGUUCGGUUAGUGUGACUCCUAAUACUCCUUUUAUAAUAGCAGGGAAUGAUAAUAGCAGUGCAGUUACAUUUACUGUAGCAAGGUUUGAUAUCAAUCAUGUUGAUAUAAGUAUCUGUAUUCCUUCUGUUCCUGUUGCUGGUGAUUUAUUUAAUCUAUCUUGUGUUAUAGUUGUACCUCCUAAUUUUGUUAAGAGCCUUACUAGUGUUAGAUGGACUUGUGAUUUAGAAGCAUCUCAAGAUGUGACUAGUGAAAACAAUGAUGCUACACUAGUACCUGUUGUUAGAAAUGGAAAUAUAUUCACCAGUGUACUUAUGCUUGAUCCAGUGAAGACAACAGAUGCUAGACGAUAUUACUGUCAAGCAACAAUUCUAGUAUUUGGUAGUGUAGAUCGUACUGACAAAGAUAUAUCUGUUCAAAUAUCUUCUCCCAGUGUAUCAAUAGUUGCUGAUCCUCCAACUGGUCCAAUAUAUGAGAGUACGGGUUAUUCACUAACCUGUACAGCUAGAGUAAACACUACAAUAGUUAAUACACCAGUAACUGCUAGUGUCGUAUGGACUGAUCCUAGAGGUAAUGUGAUACCAACUAAUGAUGCAAGACGUCAAGUAAUACCUCCAACUGGUGACAAUAAUUAUUUUGUAAGCAUGCUAUUGUUUCAACCUAUUGAUACUGGUCGUAAUAAUGAUGAAGGAACAUAUACUUGUCAAAUGAUCAUUGAUUCUGGUAACUCAUUAAUAGCAUCAAGUCAGCCCACUAAUGCCACUCUUGCUGUUACUCUUGAAAGUCUUCCUUUAAUGACAGUAAAUUUUUCAUCAGUUGGUUCAAUUGAAGUUGGUCAGAGUCUAACUAUAACAUGUACCAUAGAAACAGUUGAGAGAUUAGUAGUAACACCAUUGAUUACUUUCAUGAAAAUGAAUGAUACAGAAGUGCUCCCUAAUUUGAAUAUGCAAUACACUAUCACAACAGAUGACACUGGUUCAAUAACUAACUAUACUCUAAUAUUGGAUCCAGUGAGGUUUGAAGACGCUGGAAUGUAUGCAUGUAUGGCUGAGUUUAAUGUAACUGGUUUUAAUAAUACCAAUGAUCCAAACACUGCUACUUAUGAUUAUCAAGAGGCUAGUGAUGUCUUUAAUUUGAUUCUUGACUUCCCACCAGUGGUUGUUACUAUGUCAAAGGAACAUGAUGAUAGAUUAUAUGCAGGGACAUCAUUCUUCAUUAAAUGUGACAUACUGUUAGAUCCAUUAGUCACUAUACCAGUGACUGUCACUAAUCAAUGGACACGUGAUGACACUAAUGUUCCUAUGGGUUCAUCUGAUGCUACUAUUACUGAGAGUCUCAAUGUGAUCAGUGCAUUACAUUUUAGUGCAACAUUAAUGUUCUAUCCAUUGGAUAAUGCUGAUGAUAGUGGAAUGUAUACUUGUAAUGUUGAAGUGACUGCUCCUAAUAGUUACAUAUAUAUCAAGAAUCCAUCGUCCAAUGCUAAUAUUACCAUUACAGUUAUUGCUACUCCAAGGCCAGCAGUAGAGAUAGUGACUAUGGGUAUGGCUAAACUUGGUGAAGAAUACAUGUUAAAUUGUACAGUCACAGUUGUUGAUAGACUCAUAGUCUCACCAAUAAUGUUAUGGACUAAAAAAUCAGCUAAUAAUGUUAUUAGCAUACCCCCAGUUUUGAAGAAUGUAUCUAAAGUAAAAAGUUCUCUUAAUUUGAUAUUUCGUUCUCUUAAUACUUCUGAUGCUGGUCUAUAUACUUGUGAGGCUUCCAUUAAUGUUAUUCAAAUAUCUGUAGUAACAAGGAGUAAUGAAUUUUCAAGCAUAGUGUUACAAAUUCCUAUUCCAUUUGCUAACAUAAGCCAAUCAAGAAUUAGUAAUUUCUUAGCUGGCAGUAACCUGAUAUUAACAUGUGAUAUCAGUGUUGAUCCUAAUGUUGAUACACCAUUCACUGUUAAUUUAACCUGGAACAUGACUGAUCAACAAAUUAUGAAUAACAGUGAUAUGGGAAACAAUGGUCACCCUGAUUCAAUGAUGCUUGCUGACACUGAUCGUGUUAAUAUCAGCUCCAUUAAAAUGAGAUCAGGUUUCAAUGAGUAUAAAUCAACUGUUAAUUUUACUACAUUGAGCAGUACUGAGGACUCAGGAACAUAUACUUGUAUUGUUACUAUAGUACCAGCUAUAGCUUAUGAAUACCAAUAUGUUAUGACUUCUGAUACUAUUUAUGUGAAUAGUAGCUUCACUGUUACUGAUUUAACAAUUGGAGGGUUAUCUGCUUCUCCUGACUCAUUUCUUGGUCUAGAAACAUCAUGUCUUGACUCAAACCCAUAUGAUAACUUCACUCUUACUUGUACAGCCACUAAACCAACCAUAGUAAUACCAAACCUAGUAGUAGCAUGGACACAUAAUGGUACAAUAGUAACUGGUGCUGUGACUACUACACAUAUGGUAGAGAAUACUACGACUACAACUGUUACUAAUGCAUUGAGUUUCUCCAACAGUAGAUCUUCUGAUUCUGGUACUUAUAGAUGUACUGCUAGUAUUGCUAUACCUGAUUCAACUAAUAUCACUACUAAUGAGGAAAGUACUGUGACUAUAAGAUCUCAGAGCUUACCUGUUCCUGCUACUAAUGUAACAGCUACUCCAGGAGCAACUACUGCUGCUCUAUCAUUUAUAAUACCUAACAUUGCCUAUACACCUGAAACCUACAGUGUUAAGUAUACUGGAGCAAUUUUACAAACAACUGAAGCAACUUCCAUCAUAAAAAAGAGUUCCAGUAACAUUAGUGCAAUUAAUACAGAAUUUAUGAUCAUGUUGACUGGCCUUGAGGAAGAUAACACUUAUGCAUAUACAGUUGAUUCUAUCAAUUGUCUUGGUACUACUAGUACUGCAGAGAUGAGCUUUAGAACACUUCCAACAUUACCAGCUGCUUCUCCAAUGGAUUGUGCUAAUAUAACAUUCUUACCCAGUAAUGUCACACUUACCUGGAUUGCACCAGCACUAAGAGAUCAAAAUGGAGCACCAGUUGGUUAUAAUUUAACCUGCAUAAAUAAUAAUGGUGUAUCAGUUAAUAAAUUAAAUGCAACACAAACUUCAAUGAGCACAUCUUUCACUAUUACUGAUGUUAUGCCUUUUACUGCCUACACUUGUGAUCUAUCAUUUAUUAAUGUAAUAGGACAAGGACCCUCUACCCAGUGUACUUUUCAAACAGCUCGAAAUUUGUCAUAUGACUCUCCUAAAAAUUUUACUUCCAUUCCUGAUCAAAAAUCUGUCUUAUUUUCAUGGAUGAAACCAACCAGUACUAACAGAGUUAUUAUUAGUUAUAAUUUAACAGUAACUAACUUGGAUGAAUCUAAAUUGGUUACUUUCAUUAUUGAAUUAAAUUCUGAUGAAAGAAAAACACACAAAAUUGUUGAUGGCUUCAGUCCAUAUCAGAAUUACACUGCUAGUGUCAGUGCUAGCACAAUCAAUGGAGCUGGACCAGUGGCUAUUACUGAAGGAAGAACACUACCAGACCUUCCUAGUUCACCUCAUCUAAUAGUGACUCCAGUUGCCAUUAAUGGUUUGACAAUAGCUUAUACUGUACCAGUUCUAAAUGAAACUACUAUCAAUGUAACAUGGAGUCCACCAUCUCAUCCUAAUGGAGAUAUUACUGGAUUUAUUGUUAGAAUAGCUACUGAUGCAAUUACUAGUUCUAAUAAUGUUGCAUUUGCCCAUGGGAAAGCAUUAUACACACUAAUAUAUGGAGGAUUAAAGGCAAGAGUACCUUAUUAUAUUUCAGUUGUAGCAGUCAAUCAAGUUGGUGUAAAAAACUCAGCAACUGCUAUUGCAUUUACUAAAGCCGACAGUAGUGUUACAGUAUCACCAUCUAAUGUACAAGCAAUGAGAAUAGGAGAUACAAUAGUGUUAUCAUGGGAUCCAGUGACAUUAGAAGAAGCUAAAGGAUUCUUUGUAUACAGUAUCAGAUUAACUCCUCAUGAUGGUAGCAGUAGCAGUGCAUCAAGACAAACUAAUACAAGAACUACAUCAGCAGCUUAUGAUACCACAUCAGUUAAUAUAACUGAUACCAAACCACAGUUAGCUUAUACUGUGAGUAUUAGUGUAUUACUAUUGACUCAUGUGGGACUAAUAGAAGGGCCUGCAUUUUACAUUUCUCUAACAAUGUCACCUACUGAUGGAGGUAGUACUGAUCAGGGUGAUGCUGUUUUAACAAUAGUAAUGGUGGUAUCAAUGUUAAUCAUAAUUUUGUUGCUGGUAGUUGUGUGUAUUAUUAUAGUAGCAUUGCACAGGAAAAAGUUCAAAAAGUGUAAGAUAAGCAGAACUAAUGAAGGAUAUAGCUUAAUGGCUAUUACUCAUGCAUCUGUAGCACAAAACAAUGUCGAAAGGAUCAAUGAAUAUUUAUAUGAACCAACAAACGAUGAAGCUGUGCUACAAGAGGAAGAGGAAACUCCAGUUGUAGGAGAUAGUGUUGAUGUGAUACCAAUAGCCAGUUGCAGUCCUGUAUAUGAUACUAGUCCUAUUACUGGUCCAGAUCCUAGCCUCAAUCAAGGAGAGAAUGAAAGGAGAGAGAAUGAAGAGUAUGAAAACAUGCUUUAAACAUUUUUGUUGCUUUAUUUAAAGUAAUAAUUUUAGCCUUGAGGUUUGUGUGCAGUAAUGAAAC
This is a messenger RNA of Amphimedon queenslandica, 5317 nucleotides long. RefSeq names its product neural cell adhesion molecule L1-like. Gene Ontology annotation, molecular function: protein binding. The record is from RefSeq and is a predicted model, not a curated record. NCBI's taxonomy places the organism in Eukaryota, Metazoa, Porifera, Demospongiae, Haplosclerida, Niphatidae. The transcript is spliced from 20 exons. The coding region runs from base 1 to 5253 and encodes 1750 amino acids.